This is a messenger RNA of Canis lupus familiaris (dog), 1287 nucleotides long. RefSeq names its product PWWP domain-containing DNA repair factor 3B-like. The coding region runs from base 1 to 1032 and encodes 343 amino acids. The record is from RefSeq and is a predicted model, not a curated record. The transcript is spliced from 3 exons. NCBI's taxonomy places the organism in Eukaryota, Metazoa, Chordata, Mammalia, Carnivora, Canidae.
AUGGCGGCCAAUCACAGGCACACAAACCCUCACUCCCCUUCCAAGGAAAAGGCAAGCAAAGUCCUCACCAAGCUCCAGCAGGCGCCCGAACUUACCGUCACUUUCAGAAGAUGGUGGAGAAGGAAGCUGCAGGUACCAGAGUUUGAGAAAGGGCUGCAGGAAUCUCGACCUUCGGCCAGCUCAAAGGCUGUGAACCCCACCACUGCUAUUAAGAAGGAUGUCAGCCAGGAAAUGGGACAACUGACCAGCACGCUUUCUCCACAGGAGCCUUGUCCCAUUGAAGGAGGAAUGAUGAUUAAAGCCCCUGGACUGCAAAGAGAAAGAAACACUGAUGAAGAGAGCCAGGAAAAUGUACGAGCAAAGUGUGAACUGGUGUUUUCCCUGAUUUCUCACUACAGAGAAGGGCUCACUUGUGGGUCUUUUGCAGGCUCCUUCCUGGACUAUUAUGCUGCUGACGUCAGUUACCCAGUUAGGAAAGCCAUCCAGGACGGGGAUCUGGAGGCUGACUUCCCAAAGGUCAAUUAUGCCGACCUGGAGGAUUCUGAGGAGGAGACCUCCGUGGGCGGGAAGAGGCCCCGCAAGAAGAUUCUCCCUGACCGGAUGAGGGCUGCUCGGGACCGAGCCAACCAGAGGCUCGUGGACUUCAUCGUGAAAACGAAGGGGGCCGAUCACCACCUUCUGGACAUUGUCAAAGGCAGGAAACAGUCCAGGUGGCUGACAUCGUUUCUGAAUUCCAACAGGUACACGCUCUGCGUUGAAACAUACCUGGAGGAUGAAGACCAGUUGGAUGUCGUGGUGGGACAUUUACAAGAAAUCUACAAACAAAUAGACAAGAAGAGGCUGACUCUGGCAAGGGACGACAAAGUGAGUUUUGUUCUGGAAGUUCUUCUGCCAGAAGCAAUCAUUUGUUCAAUUGCUGCACUUGACGGAUUAGGUUAUAAGGAGGCAGAAGAAAAGUACCUACGGGGCCCACCCGUGCAUUACCGAGAAAAAGAGCUGUUUGAUAAAAAUAUCUUAAAGAAAAUGCGAUAGAGAUCGGCACCAAGGGGCAAAGCUAAUAAGUAAGCCCUCCUGUGCCCACACUGCAGCAGGGAGACCUCUCAUUGCCUGUCUGUAUGCAAUGCGGGAUCCUUCCAUUCUCUAUGCCAUGUACAUACGUUCUAGGAGUUUGAGACCCCGGGAACAUGCUGGGUUCAUUUUGGAUCCAUCUGUGGCACUUGUGCGUAGCACGGCCACCAUCGUUUCUAGUUCUCAAACGCCUUGCAAACUAAUUUGAUAAAAAAAAAA